Molecule: messenger RNA, 230 nt
Organism: Symbiodinium necroappetens
Lineage: Eukaryota; Dinophyceae; Suessiales; Symbiodiniaceae
Source: the annotation of a GenBank genome assembly
AUGGAGUACAAGCUGGCAGUGGAUUCCACCAAGAAGGCCACGGAGCUCCCGCUAUUGAGGGUAUGCGGCACCGUGCAGCAGAAUCCUCACAUGCGGGCUUUCUGGGCCAGUACAAUAUCGUUCUUCCUUGCCUUCCUGGGCUGGUUUGCCUUGGCGCCCUUGGGCCUCGAAGUUGCGACCAGCAUGGGGACGUGCGAGAACCAGCUCUUCCCUCCUACGGACUUCCCAAC